Molecule: messenger RNA, 701 nt
Organism: Magallana angulata
Lineage: Eukaryota; Metazoa; Mollusca; Bivalvia; Ostreida; Ostreidae
Product: calmodulin-like
Exons: 5
Coding region: 126-575 (149 amino acids)
Molecular function (GO): enzyme regulator activity; calcium ion binding
Source: RefSeq, a predicted model, not a curated record
GGUUCUCCAAACAGAGGACCGAAAAAGGUAAUAAAUAUUUCAAGAAAGUAAGUGUGGGUGGGGUGCCUUUAAAUUGUGUUCAAGUUGAAUUUGAUGCUCAGAGAAGAAAAUCGGAGAAGAACACAAUGGCCGAUUCUUUAUCAGAAGAACAGAUUUCAGAGUUCCGGGAGGCGUUCAGUUUGUUUGAUAAGGAUGGCGAUGGUACCAUCACCACUAAGGAACUAGGCACCGUGAUGAGGUCUCUGGGUCAGAACCCGACAGAGACGGAGCUCCAGGACAUGAUAAACGAGGUGGACGCGGACGGAAAUGGAACAAUUGAUUUUCCUGAAUUCUUAACCAUGAUGUCAAAGAAGAUGAAAGAUUCAGACAGCGACGAGGAAAUUCGGGAAGCUUUCCGGGUGUUCGAUAAAGAUGGAAACGGUUUCAUCAGUGCCGCUGAAUUACGUCACGUGAUGACAAAUCUCGGAGAAAAACUCACCGACGAGGAAGUGGACGAAAUGAUACGAGAGGCGGACAUAGACGGCGACGGACAAGUCAACUAUGAAGAGUUUGUGAAAAUGAUGACCUCAAAGUGACAAAAAACAAACCCUUUUGUUAUCAAUAAAUAAAUUUUGUAUACUUCCGCGGUGUUUAUAUCUUUCGGUAUAUAUUGGAAAUAUUUUUAUAUUAUCUUUUAUUUAAUAAAAGGAGGAACAUAUUAA